AUGUCUGACUGCAGAACAAUGUCCCGUGCAUUUGUGCAGGAAUUUAUUGGAAUCUACAAAGAACUACCUUGCCUGUGGCAGACAAAAUCAAAAGAAUAUUUGGAUAGAGAUAAAAAGAAUGAAGCCUAUAAGAUAUUGGUGAAAAAACUGCAAACUAUUCAACCCGAUGCAACAAAAAAUACUGUGGUAACUAAAAUUAAUAGUCUUCGUGGUGGUUUUCGAAGGGAGUAUAAAAAAGUUGUUAACUCGAAAAGAAAUGGUUCAGGUUCAGAUGAUAUAUACAUACCUUCGUUAUGGUACUACGACUUACUUCUGUUUCUUCGAGACCAGGACAUACCAAGACAGUCCACUUUGAACGUUCCUGGUGAUAAUGAUAUGCACGACUCAGAGCUUUUUGAAACAUAUAACGAGGAAACUGGAAGCUUUGCUGAGACUGAGAAAGAGCAAGAAGAUAAUCCUAGAAAUCUUAAUAUUGACAGUACUGAGAACGAAUCUGGAAAUAGUGUCCAUUCACCUACGACUCCUUCUGCAGUUCUUAUUGAUAACACCCAAUCUUCGUCAUUGCAAAGCCAUUCGAUUACUCCUUCAUUAAAUAAAAGAGCUAAGCUUAAGUGGUAUGGAGAGUUUCCUAUCUUUAAGCUUCCGGUAAAACUGGCUGUACUCAAUAACUCCUCCAGCAGAUAUGCGGCCGUUGAUACCGAAAUCACACACAAUGAACUCAAAACUAGAUAUGAUGUAAAUGAAAGUCAAGAGAGUGAGCUGAGCUCAGUACCAAGUCCACCAAUAUCCAGACCUUGUAGUAGUCAAAAUUUUCUGAUAAAAUGUAGUGUGGUCAAUAACACCUAUAUCAGAUAUUCGACCAUUUACUCCAAAAUCAACCAUAAUGAACUCAUAAUUUGCGUUGACUAUAGCCAUGAGCACUAA
Acanthoscelides obtectus is the source of this 924-nucleotide messenger RNA. NCBI's taxonomy places the organism in Eukaryota, Metazoa, Arthropoda, Insecta, Coleoptera, Chrysomelidae. The record is from the annotation of a GenBank genome assembly.